AUGGAAUUUCCAAAAUUGUUAUUAAAUAUUGGCUUAAUAUUGGUCACAAGAACAGUGUUUUGCAUCGAUAAUAAUAAUGUAGAAAUUAUCGAUCGUUUACCCAACAACACGAUACCAAUUCAUUAUAACAUUAAUCUAACACCGUAUCUUGAAGAAGGCAACUUUACUUUUUAUGGUGAAUCCAAUACCAAUAUUGAGAUUCGUUAUGCAUCGUUAAAAAUAAACUUACAUUCGAGAGAUUUAGAAAUAAACGAAACAGCUACAACGUUGAUUAAUGACAAAGAUACAGUUUAUAAACCGAUGACACAUAUUCAGAACAAUGUAACGAACAUUUUGACACUCAAUUUCGACGUUGAAUUAUCACCUGGUUUUUACGUUUUAAACAUGAAAUUUGCUGGGCAUCUACUUGAACCUAUAUCUAACCAAGGGGGUUUUCUGAAAUUUCCAAUUAAUAAAGAAAACGUUACCAAAUGGUUAGCCACAACGUAUUUUGAGCCAAAUAACGCCAAACGAGUGUUUCCAUGUUGGGAUGAGCCAGCGUUAAAAGCUACCUUCAAUAUCUCUGUAAAGCAUGAUAAAAAAUAUGGUGUAUUAUCGAAUAUGCCAAUACGAGAGCAAUUUCUGGAACAAGAUGGUAUGAUACGGACACAUUUUGACAUCACUCCUAUAAUGUCUACUUAUAUUGUGGCGAUUGUGAUGUUCGAUUUCGUUAGCGUUUCAAACGCAAACAAAACUAUCAAUAUGUGGUGCAAGUCGUCUUUGACAUCGAAAAUAAAAUUCGCACACAGUAUUGCUGAAAAGAUCAUAGAGUUCUUAAUUCAAUAUACCAAUAGUUCCCUGAAGGUACCGAAAAUGGACCACGUCUUGAUACCGAAUUUUUUAGUUGGUGGCAUGGAAAAUUGGGGACUCAUCACUUACCAUGAAUCAGAAAUUACCUACGAUGAUAAUAGCGAUUCAGUAUAUCAGAAAACACAAGCAGCGUUGAUAGUAGCACAUGAACUUGCACAUCAAUGGUUUGGCAAUUUGGUCACUCCAUCUUGGUGGUCCUAUCUGUGGUUAAGCGAAGGACUUGCUGCGUUCUUCGAAACAUACAUAAUAAAUGAGAUUUUCAAAGAUUGGCGGAUGAAAGAUUUUCUUGCGAUUUAUACAAUACAGCAAUGUUUUCUUAAAGAUAUAAGCUUACUAAAUUCUGUCACAUUAAAACUUGGCAAUAUUCUCAAAGCGGAGUCGAUAUUUUCUGAUGAAGUUUAUAAGAAAGCGCCAGUUUUAUUGCGCAUGUUACAGAAUACAAUUACUGAUGAGGUAUUUAAAAAGGGUCUCAUUACGUAUUUGAAUAAGUAUCAAUUUAGCACAGCUACACCAGAUGAUUUAUGGAGCGCUAUGCAAAGUGCUCUGAAUGAAUCUAAUAUCCCGCACGAAGAUUACAGAAUAAAAGAAGUGAUGGAUACUUGGAUGAAUCAAGAGCGUUAUCCUUUUGUAUAUGUGACAAGAAAUUACGAAACUGGCGAAGUGACAAUAUCACAAUCAUGUGUCCGGCAUCAUAGUGAGACUGAUCAAGCUACUAAAUGGUGGAUUCCUAUAACUUUCGCUACGCAGUCCAAUCCGGAUUUUUCCAAUACUGUACCUCGUUAUUGGUUACGAUCAGAUCAAAAUAAUAUAAGCUUUACAAUUAAUCCAAAUGAUUGGAUUAUUGUCAAUUUACAACAAACUGGGUAUUAUCGUGUUAGUUACGAUACCAAGAAUUGGCAAAAACUUGCACAUUAUUUAAAUAGUAACGAAUAUACGAAUAUACAUGUUCUUAAUCGUGCUCAAAUCAUCUUUGAUUCGCUUGCAAUGAUAUUUGCUGAUCGAAUAAAUGGAUAUUUAUUCGUUCAUUUGAUAAAUUAUCUCAGUCAAGAGAGAGAGUAUGCGGUAUGGCAAUCAUUGUUUCAAAUGAUAGAACUUAUGCCAAAUAUUAUUUUACUGCAGGAGUUCUCUCAUAUUAAGAUACGUUUAAUGCAACUCUUGGACAAACUUCUUUAUUACGUAGGAUACGUAAACAAUCCUAAUGAUGAUGAUGUCACAGUACUAACAAGGCUAAAUGCUUUAAAAUGGGCAUGUGCUCUUCAUCACGAAGAAUGCAAGAAAAUGACCGCACUUAAAUUAAGCGAAUAUCUUGCGGAUCCUAAAACUCACAAAAUUUCAGAUGAGGAAGAAUUUAUGUACUGUACUGGUAUGAUGGCAGCCAAUAGAACUACUUGGGAUAAAAUGUUGGAAUUAUACUUAAAUAAUGAUCUAAAAGGGGAGCAAGCUGAAAAACAAAUAUUAGAAAGUUUGAGUUGCGCUGAAGAUCCUGAUAUUAUCAUCAAUUAUUUAAAUAUUUUAGCAUUGAAUACUUCAUUAUUUCACGAUUAUGAGCAUUCUCUUGCUUUCGAGCACAUUGUUAAGAAGCAUGCGCACAACGACACAAUCCGUGACUAUGUACAAAAGUUCUUAGAAAAUAAUGUCAUUGAAGAUUUAGACACUUUUUCUGUAAUUCAAAUACUAAUAGAAGAGCGAACGGAAUAUCUUGACCAAAUCGUACAAGUUUCUAAGAAGUUUCAUUACAGAGAAGAAGACUUCGCUUAA
Cyphomyrmex costatus is the source of this 2607-nucleotide messenger RNA. Its product is annotated as aminopeptidase N. Gene Ontology annotation, molecular function: zinc ion binding; metalloaminopeptidase activity; peptide binding. Gene Ontology annotation, cellular component: cytoplasm; membrane. Gene Ontology annotation, biological process: peptide catabolic process; proteolysis. The transcript is spliced from 10 exons. Lineage: Eukaryota; Metazoa; Arthropoda; Insecta; Hymenoptera; Formicidae. Bases 1 to 2607 code for a protein of 868 amino acids. The record is from RefSeq and is a predicted model, not a curated record.